Larimichthys crocea (large yellow croaker) is the source of this 2060-nucleotide messenger RNA. RefSeq lists its product as hypothetical. The coding region runs from base 305 to 1153 and encodes 282 amino acids. Lineage: Eukaryota; Metazoa; Chordata; Actinopteri; Sciaenidae. The transcript has 2 exons. The record is from RefSeq and is a predicted model, not a curated record.
AUAUCAUUUAUAGAGACAUGACAGAGUUUCCAAAGAAGGAAGCUUUGACACAGACACAAACUAAAGUACUUGAGUAAAUGUACUUAGUUACAUGUGAGCACAUGGUGCCUCAGCAGGCUGACACUUCACAACUGACUGAGGGUCAGAAAAGUGAAAGUGAAAGUGUGAAAGUGAAACCAAGACUUGUUUGUGUCGAAGCAGCAAAGUGACUCCAGCUGUCUCUGUUCUGCCAAACGAAAAACAGGACAGCCUUCCUCCUCCUCCACCUCCUCCUCCACCUCCUCCUCCUCCUCCUGUCAGCACCAUGCCGGACACCAAGCUGUGUCUGGAGGCUCUGUCGGCUCUCUCCGGCUGCAACGUCGAGUCCACCAGCGGGUCCUCCCUGCUCACCCCGCAGGACUUUGUCAACAUCGUGGCCCUCAAAGAGUUUUACAAGCAGCAGGGCUUUCAGGAGCUGGAGUACCCGAGUUUAGGGACUCUGUCCCUGCGGGACAUUGAGGACCAGGACAUGUACAGCUCCCCUCAGGCGCUGACUGAAGGUCCCAGCACCGCCGGGCCUGCGGAGAGCCUCAGACCUACCGUGAAGAUCAACCCGCAGGACUUCUUCCACCCUCAGUAUGACUACGACUUCACCCACAUCAAGGACGGCAACACCAAGUUCCUUCGUGGUAAUGAGCAGUACACUCGUCCCUGUGGGUGGAACCGGGCCGCUCUGCGGGUCAUGCAGAAAUACGAUAGUGGGGAUCAAUGGCUCGGGACGGGGAAAGACGCCUGGCCCGUCUCCUACAGCGGGCACAACAUGGAUGGCUCCCUCGGCGUCAUCCUGGUCCACAGUGGGAAACCCGACGAAGAGCCCAAGUUUCUGGAUGCCGCCGCCGCCUCUCUGGUCACCGACGAGAAGAAGGGCAGAGGGGUGUACUCCACGCCAGAGAUCAAGACCGCGGAGAAAUACUGCAAGACCUUCAAGUCCAAAGUGGACGGGAAGACGUACAAAGUGGUUCUUCAGAACCGCAUUAACCCAGAGAAGAGGGCGAAGUGCCAGAGAGAAGACAUCUGGUUGGUUUACAUCCCUGAAGGCACCAACGAUGUCCAGACGAGGGCCAUUGUGCAGACGUCCAUCCGACCUUACGGGCUGCUGCUGAAGCAGGUGUGAGGAAACUCCUGAUCUGUAUCUUCAGAGAUGAAUUCAACUUGAAGAUUUCUUGAUUAUCAACUAAAAAACCUCAAAAAAAAUGAUUUCUCACUUUUCCACUGAGGUUAUGUCUAUGCUGUUGAAGAGGUUUAUAAAAGUCGGGUUUCCAAGUUUGAUCAAGACUCAAAUUGUUUGUUGGGGAUGUCGUAGACAAAGAACUUACAUUUUAUAAAAUGCUAAUACUAAUACUGCUUCUUUCCUACUUCAUUGACUAAGGCCAUAUUUUGGCUUUGUUUGUGAUAAAUAUAACUGCUGCUGUGAAACCACACCGCCGCUGUCAAAACGCACUAACCCUGUUCAAAUGAAUAAAAAAUCCAUGUAGCAGCGCCGGGUUUGGUCUGAAUGGGGUUUUGCUCUAUCAGGGACUUUCUGCUGCCUUAUUCUAGGAAUCAGUUUCACUUCGUUUGAAAUACAGGUGUGUUACGAUCGAGGAGUGUAAUGAGUAUGCAAAUAUGGUUUCAUCUGUAAACAUCCCAGCAGCAGUUUAGCUCUCUGUGUGAUGUGUUUAAAUGUAAGAAAAGACUGUGGGAAAAGAGCAAGAUGCAAUACUGAAGCUGGUCCUGAGGCCUCUCUGAAGCUGAUCUGUGAGAUAUAACGUGAUAGUUCUGCCUAAUAUACAAACACAUUCUUCAUGAUAUGAAAUGACUUGAACUGAACUGAGUUGAUGAUCGUUUCCUGGUUCGUUAUUAAACCAAACAUGGGUUUAUUAUUCCAGUAUUACAGAUUUCAGCUGAGUGUUUAAUCGUUGAAUGGUUACACAGUUUUUUAAUGAACAUGUUUCUUUGUCUGUAUGACACCUUAUUUUCUGUUUUUCUGUAUGUAUGUAAGAUCUGUGAACAAAUCAUUCUAUUAAAUAUUAUGCAGACUA